CCUGGUCCUGACUUCCUGCCGGCUGCCCCUGACUUCCUGCCGGCUCGUUAACGGCUCUCCCCUGUGCUGACCAGGAGGAAGAAGCUGCGUUUUCACCCCAGACAGCUGUACCCUGCCGCCAAGCAGGGAGAGGUCCAGAGAGUGCUGCUCAUGCUGAUGGAGGGCAUCGACCCCUGCGGUCACUCGGAUGGCCAGAACCGGCGCUGUGCCCUGCACGCCGCCGCCCAGAGGGGCCUGCUGGAGAUCUGCUACCUGCUCGUCCAGGCGGGCGCUAAGGUGGACGCCCAGGACAAGUCGAUAAGGACCCCGCUGCUGGAGGCCAUCAUGAACGGACACGUGGAGGUGGUGAAGUUCCUCAUCCGGAGCGGAGCCUGCGUCUUCCACGCCGUGAGAGCCCUGCCGACACCCCCGUACUACACUGCUGGCACCCCCAUAUUACACUACUGACACCCCCGUACUGCACUGCUGGCACCCCCAUAUUACACUACUGACACCCCCAUAUUACACUACUGACACCCCCAUAUUACACCACCGACACCCCUGUACUACACUACCGACACCCCUGU
This is a messenger RNA of Lepisosteus oculatus (spotted gar), 566 nucleotides long. Lineage: Eukaryota; Metazoa; Chordata; Actinopteri; Semionotiformes; Lepisosteidae. The record is from RefSeq and is a predicted model, not a curated record.